This is a messenger RNA of Mangifera indica (mango), 1344 nucleotides long. RefSeq names its product SAL1 phosphatase-like. Gene Ontology annotation, biological process: phosphatidylinositol phosphate biosynthetic process; sulfate assimilation. Gene Ontology annotation, molecular function: 3'(2'),5'-bisphosphate nucleotidase activity. The record is from RefSeq and is a predicted model, not a curated record. Lineage: Eukaryota; Viridiplantae; Streptophyta; Magnoliopsida; Sapindales; Anacardiaceae. The transcript has 8 exons. The coding region runs from base 214 to 1167 and encodes 317 amino acids.
CUUUUCUCCUGUACCCGGAGUCCAAACCCAGCAAAACUGAAAAACAUCUUCUUUCAUUUGCACUUUCAGUGAAAAUGUCUUAUCAUAAGGAACUUGUGGCUGCCAAAAAAGCCGCUUCUUUAGCUGCUCAACUUUGCCAGAGAGUGCAAAAAGUACUAUUGCAAUCUGAUGUGCAAUCAAAAUCAGAUAAAACUCCUGUAACAGUCGCAGAUUAUGGUCUACUUUCUAACUUUCUUGUUCUUUGAUUAUGGGCAGUCUGGCUCACAAGCAUUGGUGAGUUUUGUACUGGGGAUAGAACUUUCUUCUGAACCAUUGUCAUUAGUAGCUGAGGAGGAUUCUACAGAUCUUUGUAAUGAUGGUGCCAGAGAUAUGCUAGAACGCAUUACAAAACUUGUGAAUGAAACUAUAACUAGUGAUGGAUCAUAUGGUAUUCCUACAUUAUCCACAGUAGAUGUGCUCGAGGCUAUUGAUAGUGGCAAAUCUGAAGGCGGUUCUGUUGGCCGGCAUUGGGUUUUAGAUCCUAUAGAUGGCACUAAAGGUUUUCUUAGAGGAGAUCAAUAUGCUAUAGCAUUAGCAUUACUUGAUGAAGGCAAAGUAGUGUUGGGUGUCCUGGCUUGUCCAAAUCUUCCAUUAGCAUCCAUUUGUUGUGAUCAUCAGAAAUCUUCAAAUAAUGAAGUUGGUUGCCUUUUCUACGCGGAAGUUGGAGCAGGAACUUAUAUGCAGCCAUUGAAUGGUUCGUCACCUGUGAAGGUACAAGUUACUACAAUUGAAAAUUCCGAAGAAGCAUCAUUCUUUGAGUCAUAUGAAAAAGCACAUUCCCAACAUGACUUGUCUAGCUCCAUUGCCAAAAAACUUGGUGUGAAAGCACCACCGGUUAGAAUUGAUAGCCAAGUAAAAUAUGGUGCUUUGUCUAGAGGAGAUGGAGCCAUAUAUAUGCGUUUUCCCCGCAAAGGGUAUUGUGAGAAAAUCUGGGAUCAUGCUGCUGGGUUCAUUGUUGUGACUGAAGCGGGGGGUGUUGUCUCAGAUGUUGCAGGGAACCCAUUGGAUUUUUCAAAAGGAAAACAUCUAGAUCUUUACAUAGGUAUCAUUGCUACAAAUCAGAAGUUGAUGCCAAAACUUUUGAAGGCAGUGAAAGAGUCCCUGGAGGAGCAAUCUUCAGCCUUGUAAUCUUAUGUAGAAACCUGAUUGAUUUCCGUGUCCCUACUCAAAAUUGCUUUUACCUCUCUGUAAGUGAAACUAAGUCCUUGUAUGAAUUGUAUUUUUUACAACUCAACUUUGAUAAAGGCUUAUGGCGAUCAAUAAAUUUGUUAAGGAUUUCAAAGGUCAAGGCCUGGUCCUUUUCCA